Messenger RNA from Melampsora larici-populina 98AG31, 309 nucleotides. RefSeq lists its product as uncharacterized. The transcript has 2 exons. The record is from RefSeq and is a predicted model, not a curated record. The coding region runs from base 1 to 309 and encodes 102 amino acids. Lineage: Eukaryota; Fungi; Basidiomycota; Pucciniomycetes; Pucciniales; Melampsoraceae.
AUGUUUCAAAUUUGGAAGGAUACCACAAUUGAGGACAGUGGUGCUAAAGGUGUGAAAGAUAGUGACAAGGGCUCCAAUGUGGUAGUCACCAAUAGUAAGGCUGCAAGUCCAAACAAAUUUGAAAUGUUUAUGCCAAAAGAUGAGACAAGCCUUGCCUCUGUAUCUAUUGGGAUCAGUGGGCUGACCAAGUUUACUUCCAUUUGUGCACUUUCACAAGGUGGCUGUCUAGGGGGCACCACAAGUUCUCCAAGGCAAGCACAGACAUUGGUGACCUACUGGUACUUCAAGCAGAAAAUUCCCACUCCCUGA